AGUGUGUGAAGAGCCGCUCGCGCAGGAACAGCUGAAAAAGGAAAACAAAGCCACGACGACGCAACACAUCGCCAAAUGAAAUAAACCCAGAAAACGAGAGACAUCUUCCUCCGCCGAAUCCCACUGCGUCGCUUUGACGAUACCGAAAAGCCUUGAUCCAGUCACUCCCACAGAUCAGAGGAUGGGCCGUAUCUUCUUGGACCACAUUGGCGGGACCCGCCUCUUCUCCUGUGCCAACUGUGACACCAUCCUGACUAAUCGCUCUGAGCUCAUCUCCACACGCUUCACCGGCGCCACGGGCAGAGCGUUUCUCUUCAAUAAGGUGGUGAACCUGCAGUACAGCGAGGUGCAGGACCGGGUGAUGCUCACCGGCAGGCACAUGGUGCGAGACGUCAGCUGCAAGAACUGCAACAGCAAGCUGGGCUGGAUCUACGAGUUCGCCACCGAGGACAGUCAGCGGUACAAGGAGGGCCGCGUGAUCCUGGAGAGGGCGCUGGUGAGGGAGAGCGAGGGCUUCGAGGAGCACGUCCCCUCGGACAACUCCUGAGCCCCUGGACGGUGGAUCAGCUGGUUGCCGGGAGGCUCGCUCGCCGCCCUCCCCUCCCUCUCCUCCACCCCCUCGCCUCUGCGCCGCACGCCACAACCCGCAGACUUUGUGGUCGGUGAAGUUCUGACUUCACCCCCCUCCCCACAGCUCCUCCCCUGUGACUUCACACCUGCUGAUUAGACGAUCGGUGCGCCGGGUCCGUUCUCACCGAAUCACCCCCCACAAAAACACUCCUCGAUUUAUCCGUCACGGGGCCGUCCUCCCUAAAAAAAAACAUCGUCGGGACACCGUUAAAGAGACGCUGGUGCACAGUCACACACAGUUUCCACCUUCACACAGCAUGCAGCACCACCUCCAUGCAUGUGUAAUAAACCGGUCAGUCAGCUGCUUGUUUUAUUCACCCAGACAGCCGGAAGCAGCUGAUCGUCACACGCCGGUGAAUGAUUUUUGUGGUAUUUGUGCUUCCCUGUGGUGAACCUAAGCCUCAGUGUAUUUGUCACUGGUCAGCACCAAAUGCAGUUAAAACACAGUUGCUGUCACGUCUGUAUCACUUAGUUUUUCUUAGCUUGUGGUUGAAUCGAUAUUGUGUUGGGAGGGGGGAAAAAAAAAAAACUCAUCCAAAGGAAACCAUGAGGACCGCACAGAUUGAUGUCAUAUUUAAAUAUUUAUGUUGUGCUUGACCGUGACAGUUAUUUCUUUACAUCUGGUUGACAUGAUGUGCAUUUCUUUAGAUUUAUCUCAACAUUUCUUGGUUGAAUGCUGCAGUGCGCGGUGUGGGAGCGGCAUACCGGCCAGGUUCCCGUGCGAGGAGCGUCGCGUCGCCGCGGUGACUCGUCGCAGGCUCGUAGCUUCCGGCCGUUUGUCAUCGGCGUGACGGCGACGGAGCGCGUCCGAGACGCGAGGGAGACGUCCUCUGGCUGCCUUUGGGGCAGCAUUAUGAGAGGAUGUGUCACGGAGGCCGGUGACGGUGAGGGGACAAGAUAUCUGGAAAUCUCAGGCAGUAGAGGUGUGUGCACACUCUGCAGGAACAGGGACAUUUCACUCCCAACCUUUUAUCAAAGAUUAUUCGGGAGUCGGGGUAUCCUGUCCAGAUCCAAUGACUUUCUUGAUCUUUCAACCUUUAAACAAAUUUUUCUCUCAAAUCUGACAAUUUGAUCAAAUCAACACCGAAUUAAACGCGAUUCAGCUGCUGGAACCUUUUUAAAAAAAAAAAAAAAAAAUCUGUAUUAAGGUGUUUUUGUUCAAAAGUUGACUUGACAACACAAAGCCAGGCCAGCUGUAAUGGGAAUUCAUCUUUUAGUGUCCUUUGACUUGGCCUGAACCUCUAUUUUAUACUGUCAAAAUGUUAAAGAAGGAAAAAAAAAAAAGUUUCCUUGACAUUUAAGGUUAAUUUGCCCCUGCCGUAGCGUUGUGCCAUGUCAGUGUGUGGCUGCCUGCAGCCCUCA
Molecule: messenger RNA, 1992 nt
Organism: Salarias fasciatus (jewelled blenny)
Lineage: Eukaryota; Metazoa; Chordata; Actinopteri; Blenniiformes; Blenniidae
Product: protein yippee-like 5
Exons: 3
Coding region: 182-547 (121 amino acids)
Source: RefSeq, a predicted model, not a curated record